AUGCAACUGCCACAAGGUUAUGAAGAGCUGACUGGGAAGAAGGUGCCUCGGAACUCUGUUUGUCGACUACAUAAGUCGUUAUAUGGCUUGAAACAAGCUUCGAGACAAUGGAAUCACAAGUUAUCUGAGGUGAUUCUUGGAGAUGGAUUCACACAAACACACUCGGAUCACUCUUUAUUCAUCAAGUAUGAAGCAAAGAAGUUUCUUGCGGUCCUUGUUUAUGUGGAUGACAUCCUUAUUGUUGGCAAUGAUGAUUUUGCUGUGACUGCCUUCAAGACGGUUCUACAGUCAGCUUUCAAGCUACGAGAUCUUGGACCAGCAAAGUAUUUCUUGGGGUUUGAGAUUGCCAGAAACAAGACAGGUAUCUCGAUUAAUCAGAGGAAGUAUGCUCUAGAACUCCUUGAAGAAGCUGGUCUCCUUGGAUGUAAACCGCUGACUGUUCCUAUGGAACCAAAUGUGAAGUUGUCUUCUACUACAGGAACAGCUUUACCGGAUGCUUCAGUUUAUAGAAGACUAGUGGGAAGAUUGUUGUAUCUCACUCAUACUAGACCAGACAUCACGUAUGCGGUUCACAAACUUAGUCAGUACAUGUCUGUCCCAACUGAUGCUCAUCUCCAGGCAGCUUAUAGAGUCUUGCGAUAUUUGAAGAAUGAUCCGAGUCAAGGUCUCUUCUAUUCUGCAUCAUCUGCGAUGAAACUAACAGCAUAUUCUGAUGCUGAUUGGGCGGCGUGCCCAGACUCCCGUCAGUCCAUUACUGGAUAUUGUGUUUUCUUGGGUGAUUCUCUGGUUUCUUGGCGUGCAAAGAAACAACAAACUGUCUCCAGAAGUAGCUCUGAGGCGGAGUACAGAGCUAUGGCAGAUGCAACCUGUGAACUGAUUUGGUUAACAGCGGUGUUGGGUGAAAUGCAUUGCUCACCAUUGUCUCCGGCAACUCUAUUCUGUGACAAUCAAUCUGCCUUAUACAUAGCUUCUAACCCUGUCUAUCAUGAACGCACGAAGCAUAUAGAGAUCGACUGUCAUGUGGUAAGAGAGCGCUUAAAGACUGGCUUCUUGAAGACGCUUCAUGUUAAGUCUGAGUUGCAGAUAGCUGACGUGUUUACCAAGGCGGUUCAACCGGGGCUUUUCAAGAAUCUGAUUGACAAGAUGGGGAUACACAGCUUGUGCCUUCCAUCUUGA
Molecule: messenger RNA, 1176 nt
Organism: Brassica napus (rape)
Lineage: Eukaryota; Viridiplantae; Streptophyta; Magnoliopsida; Brassicales; Brassicaceae
Exons: 1
Coding region: 1-1176 (391 amino acids)
Source: RefSeq, a predicted model, not a curated record